AUGAUGUCCGCAGACUCUGGGAGCUGUGAUGACCCUCUCCUCUCCUCUGAAGCGGAGAACAACCUGCGAAACACGAUGGUGGAGAAAGUGGCGUCCUUGCUGAAGAAGCUGGAGAUGAACGUGUCAGAGGCAGAAAAGAGGACGGGGAAGAACAGUGUGAACAUGCAGGAGACGUACACCGCCUACCUCAUAGAAACAAGGCCAGCAGACUCAGGCCCUGAUGGAGGCACUCCGGUCCCUGACAUGCUGUGGAGACGCUACAGUGAGUUUGAGCUGCUGCGCACUUACCUGCUGGUCACCUAUCCGUUUAUCAUCAUCCCUCCUCUGCCAGAGAAACGGGCUGAGUUUGUGUGGCACAAGCUGUCUGCAGAUAACCUGGACCCUGACUUUGUGGAGCGGCGCAGAGUGGGACUGGAAAACUUCCUGUUGAGAGUGGCAUCACAUCCUCUUUUGUCCAAUGACAACAUCUUCUUCCUCUUUCUAACUGAUGAGAAAGGCUGGAGAGACACUGUUAUGGAGACUGGUUUUCAGGACAAGGUGGACUCGCGGCUAAAGUCACUGAGCGCCUCUUUUCGAGUCAAAAACCCAGACAAGCGAUUCACAGCACUGAAACAGUCCUGCGACGAGCUCCACACAGUCUUGUCCCAGCUUCUGCGCGUGCGGGUGAGAGUCGCUGACCGUCUGUAUGGAGUCUACAAGGUGCAUGGGAAUUAUGGGCGUGUUUUCAGCGAGUGGAGCGCCAUAGAGAAGGAGAUGGGAGAUGGCCUGCAAAGUGCUGGACAUCACAUGGACACAUAUGCAGCCUCAAUAGAUGACAUUUUAGAAGAAGAGGAGCACUACGCCGACCAGCUCAAAGAGUAUCUGUACUACACUGAGGCUGUGAGGUCCGUGUGUCGGAAACAUGAGCUGCUACAGUACGAGCUGGAGAUGGUGGCUCAGGACCUGGCCUACAAGAAGCAGCAGAGGGAGGAGCUGGCCACUGGGACGGUGCGUGUAUUCUCACUCAAAGGCAUGACCACAAAGCUGUUUGGUCAGGAGAGCCAGGAGCAGAGAGAGCAGAGGCUGUCUACCCUGGAGCAGGCCAUAGGGGAGUGUGAGGAGCUGCUGAAAGAGAAGAACCAGGAGAGCCAGGACUUUAUCCAGGCUGCGUGGAAAGACAUAGAACGUUUCAAAGAGCAGAAAGAUCGAGACCUAAGAGAAGCCCUCAUCAGCUACGCCAUCAUGCAGAUCAGCAUGUGCAAAAAGGGAAUCCAGGUGUGGUCCAACGCCAAGGAGUGUUUCAACAAGAUGUGA
Messenger RNA from Knipowitschia caucasica, 1293 nucleotides. Lineage: Eukaryota; Metazoa; Chordata; Actinopteri; Gobiiformes; Gobiidae. The record is from the annotation of a GenBank genome assembly.